AUGGUUCUAGUGAAUACCGUUCGUGCAAUGGCGUCAUUUGCGGCGCAAGCAGCCCUCCGAUCUCGUUGGAGCUCAUUAAUUGAAUCAACAAGUGUUGAUGUGCCGGGGGAAGUAACGGAUGGGGUCCGUUCUGUCGUUGGAUGGCUGAAACAGGCAUCAUUAGAAGUUCGACAAGUUGGACGACGCGCUGUGAGCCAGCUGUCCGGCCGCGGGAUGGGUGACGACGUUGUGAUCAUACACUACAACGAUGUGUACAAUAUCGAGCAGACAACUAACACAGAACCGGUGGGCGGUGCGCUAAGAUUCAGCACUGCUAUUAAGGCAUUGCAGCAUCUCAACCCUCUCGUUUUGUUCAGCGGAGACGCCUUCUCACCUAGCAUGUUAAGCACAUUCACAAAGGGAGAACAGAUGGUGCCUGUCCUGAACGAAAUAGGAACGCAUUGUGCAGUAUUCGGUAAUCAUGACUUUGAUUUUGGGCUGGAAGUACUCUCCGGACUGGUAGCCCAGUGCAAUUUCCCCUGGCUGAUGUCUAAUGUCAUCGACAAUGAAACCGGGCGUCCCCUGGGCGACGGCAAGAUAACUCACGCACUCAUGUGCAACGGACACAAGAUCGGACUCAUCGGACUCGUUGAACAGGAAUGGCUGGACACGCUGGCGACUAUUAACCCGGAAGAGGUUACGUUCAUUGACUUCCUGCAGGCGGGGUCUAAAUUAGCGUCACAGUUGAAGCAAGAGGGCUGCGAGUAUGUAAUAGCACUCACCCAUAUGCGUACACCGAACGAUAUCAAGUUGGCGGAAGGCUGUAAUGAAAUAGAUCUCAUACUUGGCGGGCACGAUCACGUGUACGAAAUUUUAGAGAUAAACAACAAGUACGUCGUCAAGAGCGGCACGGAUUUCCGACAUUUCUCAAAGAUAAACAUUAGCUUCGGGCCCGAGGGAACACGCGUGGAGAUAUCAGAGAUGCAGGUCACAAGCUCUUACCCGGAAGACCAGGUUUUGAAGGCCAAGGUGGAGAAGUAUUCAGCCAUGAUUGAGGGUAAAAUGGACGAAGUCCUGGGCAAGUUCUGCGUCCCUCUAGAAGGUAGAUUCUCCUGCAUCCGUCGCGAGGAGUGUAACCUUGGCAACUGGGUCUGCGAUGUCUUGUUAGCGGCCACUGGUGCUGACCUAGUCAUCCUCAACUCGGGAACCUUUAGAUCUGAUCAAGUACACCCAGCUGGUGACUUCACUCUUCGAGACCUGUCCACCAUAAUCCCGAUGAGAGAUCCGCUAGUAGUGGUAGAAGCGACAGGAGCUACUAUUUUGAAGAUUCUAGAAAAUUCUGUUAGCAAAUAUCCAAGUUUAGAAGGAAGAUUUCCUCAGGUGGCCGGGAUCUCGUUCGCUUUCGAUCCGUCGAAGCCUCCCGGGCAGAGGGUAGCCGAACAAGUGGUGAAGAUUGGUGACGAGUAUCUGCAACAAGAGCAGAAGUACCGGCUCGCGGUCAAGCAGUACUUGUACGCUGGGAACGACGGCUUCACCAUGAUACCGCAUUGUCCUGUACUGGUGUCGGAGGAUAUGUGCCCAGAGGUGGGCAUGGCCAUUCAGAACCAUUUCGCGGCGAUCAACGUACGGACAGGCAAGUCGCGUCCUUCGAAGCACCGACAAUCCCUUGUCACUCUUAGCCGACGGCAUAGUUUAGUAAAGAUGUUAGAUGGGAGCGAAUUAGACGGACCUCCGCCACUGCGGAGAGCGUCGUCCGCCGCAAUGGAACCCACUCCGCAUCAUCACAGGUUGACGCGACGCGCGUCUCUGGACGACCUUGAGCAGAACGCGUGCGAUUUGGCGCCAAAAGUUGAAAACAGAAUAAUAGUCAUCGAUAAACCGGAGAAACUUCAAGCACUCCUAGCGGCGAGGGCCCGUUGGGAAUCUGACACAGUCAUCAAGGAAGUCGAUGAUGAAAACUCACCCUGA
This is a messenger RNA of Parnassius mnemosyne (clouded apollo), 1947 nucleotides long. The record is from the annotation of a GenBank genome assembly. Lineage: Eukaryota; Metazoa; Arthropoda; Insecta; Lepidoptera; Papilionidae.